AUGGGAGAUAAUAAUAACAAAGGAGCGGUUGAUACAACAUCCAUCAAAGUUGAAACGUCGAGCAGUAGCGACUAUGCCGUUGAAUCAGCACAAGCCAAAGAUUACGAUACCCGUGUGCUUGAAGAGCUUGGCUACAAGCAAGAAUUUACUCGUGAAGUCAGUUUAAUGGUGCAAGCUGGUUUUGCAUUUUCCACAAUGGCAGUAUUGCCAAACUGGCUAGUAAAUCUUACGGCAACAAUGUCAGCAGGCGGCCCCAUGUCCUUGUUUUGGGGUAUUAUUGUCAUUGCUCCCUUUGUUUCCUGUAUCGCUUUAAGUAUGGCCGAAAUUUUCUCAGCUUAUCCCGUAAAUGGUGGUGUCUAUUCGUGGUGUUAUUUACUAAGUUCACCUGAAUGGGGUCCAAUCAUGUCUUGGCUUUGUGGAUACAUUUUUACGGGUGGACUGUUGUCUGUAUUGAUGACUCUCGCUUACACCAUGGCCGAAUAUGUCAUUGCAAUUGCCAAUGUCAUGAACGUUCAACAGACCGAUAAUCAAGGUGCCAUUGUUGGCUUAUAUAUUCUUUUCCUUAUCAUCGGUGUCGGUUACUCCUACCUUGGCAUCAAAUUCAGCGGCUAUCUUAAUUACUUUAUGAUCUACUGGGUCGGCAUCGGUACCAUUCUUGUCGUGGUGAUCAUGCCAGCAAUGGCACCUACGCAUCCUUCAGCUGAAUGGGUGUUCACCGUUUUCGAAAACACUACGGGCUACAAGAAUCAAGGCAUCACAUUCUUGCUUGGUAUGCUUCAAGCAGGCUGGUGUUUGAUUGGAUACGAAAAUGGUGCUCAAAUUGCUGAAGGUACUCGCAAUGCCAGCACCAGCGGUCCUAUUGGCUUGAUGAUUGCCGUAGGAAGUGGUAUUGUUCAAGCCCUUGUUGUAUCGAUUGCCGUUCUUUUUUCAAUCCAAGAUUUAGAGGAAUUGCAAAGCGAGACACCUGCAGGUGCUAUCGCCGUCCUUUUUGUUCGUGCUACUCGAAAUACCUCGUUGACUGCAUUUUUCCUUGUCAUUCUUCUCGUCACUCAAUUUGGAUCUCUUUGCAACUCUUUCCUUGCUGUCGCCCAGUUGAUCUGGUCCAUGGCUCGUGAUGGAUGCAUUCCUAAUCAUCGCUUCUGGUACAAGUUGUCAGGCAAACAUGAAGCUCCUCUACGCAUUCUUAUUUUGGUCGCUGUCAUUUGCAUUGUUGUCAUUAUGCCGUCCUUCGCUAGUGAAGUUUACUGGUCUGCUAUCAUGAGCACAGCUGUCAUUUGUGUGAACGUUGCAUAUGGUAUGCCAUUCUUUUGCCGUCUCGUGUGGAAGCGUGAUCACGUACACAAGGGUCCUUUCAAUCUUGGUCGAUGGAGCGUGCCUAUCAACUUUGUCGCCGUUCUUUGGGUCAUCUUCUUCGCCAUCAUUUUGUGUUUCCCAAGCGUUAGCCCCGUUGAGCCUGUCACCAUGAAUUGGGCUUCGUUGAUGAUUGGUGCCGUCUUUAUCUUCGCACUCACUUUUUGGUUCGUUGGUGGCCGAAAGACUUUCAAGGGUCCUAUGCAAACCUUGGGCAACAUGGCGACUGAAGAUGACAUCAAGGCGAAUGAAGCUUCUUAG
Lichtheimia ornata is the source of this 1611-nucleotide messenger RNA. RefSeq lists its product as uncharacterized. The coding region runs from base 1 to 1611 and encodes 536 amino acids. Lineage: Eukaryota; Fungi; Mucoromycota; Mucoromycetes; Mucorales; Lichtheimiaceae. Gene Ontology annotation, biological process: transmembrane transport. Gene Ontology annotation, cellular component: membrane. The record is from RefSeq and is a predicted model, not a curated record. Gene Ontology annotation, molecular function: transmembrane transporter activity. The transcript is spliced from 10 exons.